AUGGCCACAAUCACAGCGCCGACACAUUCUGACACCAAAUUAGCGAAUGCAACCACAUCCAUCUCCACAAGCUCCUCCAACGACUGCGCUGUCCAUGGACUUUCUGAAACCCCUCAUCUCGAUCGCCUUCUCCAAUCUCGUCCCCAAUCUGAACUGCAAGGCCUCGCUGACGCGGUCGAUAGCUUGAGGCAAGGUGAUCGAUGCGCCAAAUGCGCCAUCCAAGCCGCCGUCGCUAUCAUUACAGGAUUCGUGGGGGAAAUCUACACAGCGAAAAAGAGUGGUAAACUUUCCAAGGAAGAGAAGAAAGCGCUCAAAUCGGAAGUCAAGGGUUUGGCAGCGGGAAUGAAGGAGGGGAUCAAGAGUCAGAAGAAGGAGUUUAAGAGCCGAUAA
Molecule: messenger RNA, 390 nt
Organism: Fusarium venenatum
Lineage: Eukaryota; Fungi; Ascomycota; Sordariomycetes; Hypocreales; Nectriaceae
Source: RefSeq, a predicted model, not a curated record